Messenger RNA from Photinus pyralis (common eastern firefly), 2032 nucleotides. RefSeq names its product SET and MYND domain-containing protein 4 (gene Smyd4-2). The transcript is spliced from 9 exons. Gene Ontology annotation, molecular function: protein binding. NCBI's taxonomy places the organism in Eukaryota, Metazoa, Arthropoda, Insecta, Coleoptera, Lampyridae. Bases 23 to 1993 code for a protein of 656 amino acids. The record is from RefSeq and is a predicted model, not a curated record.
UUUGCCCACGCGAACAGCGAAAAUGUCGAACAAAUUCGCCGAUAAAGAUUAUUUCUUGCGUUGCAGCGAAAAAACACUGCAGACCGACGAAAAGGGCUUCUUCUUGCAGUUUUCCGAUCACGUAAGCGAAAUCGCGGGCGAAAAAUGGAUUAGGAACACGUUCGGAAAACUAAAAAGUGACCGGGAACGUAUCGGGGCAAUCUACAGUUAUAAACCUGUGAAGGAAAUCGUGUGUGAAACUCUUGGUCACGUGCAGGAGGUGUAUCGCAAGAAAAGUGCCGAAAUUUCUCAUAAACGGCGAUUGGAAGUGGAGAAGCUUUUGGAAAAGGGAGAAAACGACAAGGCGUUACUGCUAGCCUGCCAGAGCGUACUAAGGGCCCCACCUACAGGUGAAAAUCAUAAAGUGGACGAUGGAUUUACUCUGUCCCUGGCCUACUGGACGCGAGCCGCCGUCUUGAUGGAACUUAAGAAGUACUCUUGGGCCUUGCUCGACUUACAGGCGGCACUAAAGGAAGGUGUUUCGGACGAUAUGAAAGUUGAAGCCUUCGUAAAGAUGGGCGCAUGCUAUAAGGGAAUGAACGAGCCGAAUAGGGCAAAAAUAUCCUUCGCCCUUGCCGAAAAAAUGCUUGCAGUUGACUCAGUUAAGUGGAAGAAACUCGAGCGUUACAGAGUGGGCGACUUUCAAGAGGUACGUGACGUAGAUAGGCGAGUGUUGCCGCCUCUUGCUGAAGAGCGACACGCGACUUUUACUAACGCAUCAACAAAAAUUGACGUCAAACAAGAUAUAGGCAAAGGUCGAUUUGCUGUGGCACGAAGCGAGAUACACGCCGGCGAUACCUUGGUUGUAGAGGCGCCUUCGGUCGCAUGCCUCCUGCCAGAGUGUUUCGCAACGCACUGCCACCACUGCUUUGACAGGCUUGAAUCGCCAGUCGGAUGCACAGACUGUGCCAGUAUCGCGUUUUGUAAGUCAGAAUGUCGGGAUGCCGCCUUGGAAACAUACCACAAAUACGAAUGUCACAUUCUCGAUCUUCUAAUCGGUUCCGGCAUGAGCGUUUUGUGUCAUAUGGCUCUACGGAUGGUAUCCCAAACGACAUUGAAAGAAUCUCUGAGCCAAUACGAGGAAUCUCGACCAUUCUGCACCAAUGCACACUUAAGACCACCGGAAGACUUCUUGCAAAGGACCCUAAUGGCGGCCUUUCUCUUGAGAUGCUUGCAGAAAACGAAUUACUUUAUUGAUGGGGAAGGAAAUGACGACGACGUCCCAAAUGAAGAAGAGCAGAAAAUUGGGGAGUUACUACUGUACAAUUUGGAGAUGCUUCAGUUUAAUGCUCACGAAAUAUACGAGACCCGUUAUGAGCAAGAGAACGAGCUGGAAAAUGCAAAAAUUGGCUACAUUGCUGUUGCCCUGUAUCCUACAGUCGCUCUUUUUAAUCACGAGUGCUAUCCGGCGGUUACUCGGCACUUUGUGGGAAGAAGUAUUGUAAUCACCGCCGUUCGGCCGUUAAAACUUGGAGACGUAAUUGCGGAGAAUUAUGGUCCGAUCUUUACCAGGAAGCCCCUGAUAUCCAGACAAAAAGCGUUAAGCUCCAGAUACUGGUUCGAAUGUAAAUGCGAGGCAUGCUCGCAAGAUUGGCCUAGUUUCGAGACCGGAUUGGAAACGAUAACUAAUCGUUUGCGAUGCCCAAAUGACAAGUGCACGAAUUUUUUUACUCUUCCUCUCUCGAAUGAGAAGCUGCGGUGUCCCAGAUGCAAGAAGAACGUGUCAAUGGUAGAUUUCUUGGAGAGUUUGAAGGAGGUUCAGAAGAACUAUGGAGACGCACACGAUUUGGUUAAGGAGGGUAAAACUGAUGAAGCAACUGUGCUGUUGUGUGAUGGAAUCAAUACAUUCCACUUAAUUUCUCGGCCUCCUCAUGGCACAACACAUGUCGCUCAAGAGGUAUUGCGCGCAUGCUUAGCUCAUAGAGGAAAUGUAUAUGUUAAGAGUAAAAGUUAGGCUCUCUACUUAAGUGAAAUAAAUUUGUUUAUGCUUUUA